Phalaenopsis equestris is the source of this 1664-nucleotide messenger RNA. RefSeq names its product RING-H2 finger protein ATL13-like. The record is from RefSeq and is a predicted model, not a curated record. The transcript has a single exon. Bases 303 to 1610 code for a protein of 435 amino acids. NCBI's taxonomy places the organism in Eukaryota, Viridiplantae, Streptophyta, Magnoliopsida, Asparagales, Orchidaceae.
AUUAUAUAUCAAUUCACUAAACUUCCCCAUCCCUCUCAAAACUGUUCUCAUUCAUUUACUCCAACCACAGCUAUUACUAUAGCUUUAAUGGCCAUGGCCUUCCUCUUCCUCCUCCAUUACAAUCAAUUCAUUUCUCUUCUGUGCCUCCCAUAAUUCCUCUUUCCAUCACUAACCCACCCACCUCUUCUUCUUCAGCAGUCCUCAUCUUCUCCCCUUCUGCUUCUGAAAUUCAUCUUCUAGAGCUUAAAUCAAUCUCUGGUGAGUUCCUCCUUCUCCCUUUAUGAUUUUUCUUAAAUCCAAUCAUGGAUUGGAUCUCCAUAAAUCCAUCCAAGGAGAUGACUUCCUCUAACUAUCCUCCUUCUCCUCCACUUUCCAUGACCAAAUAUGAAAGUAAAAUAAGCCCAACAAUCCUCCUCAUAAUCGUGAUACUAUCAGUCAUAUUCUUCAUCUCUGGUAUUCUUCACCUCCUUGUUAGAUUUCUCCUUAGACCCACAGUAAGAGAGCCAGAAGAUCCAGACAAUGGCACUGCUCUGCAAGGCCAGCUCCAGGAGCUCUUCCAUCUCCAUGAUGCAGGUGUGGACCAGUCCUUCAUCGACACCUUACCAGUUUUCCUCUACAAAGCCAUUAUAGGCUUGAAGGACCCAUUUGACUGUGCUGUUUGCUUGAGUGAAUUUGAGCCACAGGACAAGCUCAGGCUUCUCCCAAAGUGCAGCCAUGCUUUCCAUAUCGAAUGCAUAGAUACAUGGCUUCUUUCUCACUCCACUUGUCCUCUUUGCAGAAGAAGCCUUUUCCCUGACUUCUCCCCUGUCCAUAAUAGCUUCAACCCAGUGCUCCUAGUGCUUGAAUCCGCAGGUGAUAGCUCAAGGGAGUUUGUUGCAUCCAAUAGAGAAGAACCUGGGCUGAAUCAACACCUGGGCAAUAUAGAUACUGAAUCAACACAUGGUUCAUUUCAGAAGCCAUCAGAGGCUGUGGUGAAGGAGGAAUUCAGCUUGCAGGAUGAAAAGGUUUUAUCAGUCAAGCUUGGGAAGUUUCGAAAUGUGGAUUCUGAAUCAGGUGGAGAAGAAGGUAGCAGUGUUGGCAAUAGAAACAUGGAAAAGAGCCAGAGGAGAUGCUUCUCCAUGGGUUCUUAUGAGUAUGUCAUGGAUGAGAGUUGUGUGCUUCGAGUAGCUCUCACUUCCAUCAAAAUGAAGAAGCUCAGUGUCAAGAGAUCUGGUUAUCGCUCGGCGAUGUCUGAGUCUGGUUUUCAUCCAAGUACAGAUGAAUUGAGCACCUCAGAGCUCAGAGCUAACAAUGCUUCCGAUCUCUGUAAAAGAGAGAGUUUCUCAGUUUCAAAGAUAUGGCUUCAACCAACAAAAGAGAAGGCUGAUUCUUCGAGACGAGCCGUCUCCUUCCGCUUUCCAUUGCAUGGUGCUCUCGCCAUGGAUUCGAAGAAGAUUCGAGUUGGUUUAGGGGAAGAGAGGGAGAAGAGUGGAAGUGAGAUGGAUCUGGAUGUAGAAAUUGGCAGCUGUGUCAAUAGUUCAUGUUCACAGAUUGAAGGAACUCCUUCAUUUGCAAGGAGAACAAUGCUAUGGAUUGUGGGGAGGCAGAACAGAGUAGGGAGCAAUCAAUGAUAUGAAUUGGAUGGAAUUGAUUCAAUUCAACUUCAACUAGUUUUAGUUUUUUUU